Oikopleura dioica is the source of this 3255-nucleotide messenger RNA. Lineage: Eukaryota; Metazoa; Chordata; Appendicularia; Copelata; Oikopleuridae. The record is from the annotation of a GenBank genome assembly.
AUGGACGGAAAUUUCAAAACCUGGUACAACCACAGACUACGACUCUCAAAAUUUGUGCCUCGACCAUACGAAAAAAUCGGCAAGCGAUUCAAGACUCUCACAAUCCCGAGCCAGGAAGCUGUAAGAGAAAGAAGCGAUGAGAUUGCCCAACAAAUCACCGACUGGUGCGAAAUGGGCUCAGUAACAAGAGUCACAGAAGCCAAAGGAUGCUGGAUCCGCGCGGGAUUCUUUCUGGUUGACAAGCCAGGCAGAGAGACAAGAGUCUGCUGGAACGGUGGAGUUCUCAAACCGCUUCAACUAUACACGUUCCCGUGUAAAUUGGAAGGCAUUGGAACAGCGAUUCAGAUGCUCAAAAGAGGGGAUCUACUGUACAAAUUCGACGAUAAAAAAGGAUUCCACCAGCUCCCGCUCAGCGAAGAGAGCAAGAAACUCGCCUGCUUCGAAUGGGGAGGCCAAUAUUUCAGAAACAAUAUCCUAGCCUUCGGAAUCCCAGCCGCGCCCGGAAUCUACCAACUCAUGAAUCUGUGUGGAGUCAAUUUCCUGAGGAAAAACGGAAUCAAAAUCACGCUUUGUUUGGAUGACAGACUCUUGGCUGUUACUCCAGAAUCUGAAGAAGAACGCCGCCAACUGCUGUCGGGAGAAAAAACCAGCAAGGAAGUCUGGGCAACGGUAGCGACGCUAGUAGCGCUAGGUGGCUAUGUUAACAUCGCGAAAAGCACCUUCGAGCCUACCCAAAGAAUAGAAUUCCUGGGCUUCAUUCUAGACACAGAAAACGAAACGGUAGAGAUGCAAAUCCCAAGUUGGGGUUUCACUGUAUACACAGACGCUUCUUCGCACGCAGGAGCCAUCGUCAUCGAGCACUGGAAGCUAGAAGAAAGAUUCGCGUGGGAGCCGGACGUAGCAGACAAACACAUCGGUAUCAAAGAAGCCCUCGCGAUCAAAUACACGCUCGAGUGUCAGAAUCUGGACUCUGGCGCAUCGUUUCAACAUAGACAUGAAGGUCGAUUGGGUCAGCACAAAGAAGCAGCUGGCCGACGCUCCUUCCAGGGAUUUGGACUCAAGGGAGCAAAAACUAACGGCAAUCGGAUUCGCUUAUCUCCAAUCUCACCUCCGGGAUCUGCUCGACAUCGACGUGGCAGCAACGACUCGGAAUCAAUUGAAAAAAUGGCAGAACAGACCAAGACCCUCUCCAAGCUUCUCUCUGACCACACGAAGCUCACGGAGCAGGAAGCGAAAACGCGGGCGGUCAGAGUCCAGAUCACCAAGGCAGCAUUCUAUGAGCAUUCAAAGACUCAAGCUCAAACGGAAGAGGCUGACCGACUCAUCGUGGAAAUCGAGGAUAUCAGAAAAGACAUGGCGACUCACGACAAGCUCACCGACUUCCUCAUUAAAGAGAUCGCGGAACUCGAAGCCAACCGCGACAAGAGUCUCGAGAUCAAAAAACGAGAGCCCAACGCCAAAAAGCGAUCGGAGGAGGAGAACAAAUUUUAUGAUCGUUGGAAUCCAUCGGAAAUAGAAUCUAAACUCCGCCGCCUGAUUGCCGACAAGAUGGAGCGCUACAGCCUCAAGGGGUCCAUGUUCGCCCAAAUCAAAGCUCGGGAGACGAAAAUCACCGAGCUCUCCCAAAACACGACCGAGUCUGCAGCGGUCUUCAAGGAAAAGGACCCGCUCACUGGCGUAGAAUCCUAUUUCAUGACUCAAGUCGGCUCGACAAGCCUGCCAAAAGAUGAAGGAGACUCCCUCCGAGACAUGGGCAAGGAAUUCCGGGCGUUCGUCACGGAUGCCAAGACUCAACGGACCUUCAGACGAGAAAAGCUCCUGAAGUUGCUCGGAAACUAUAAGAGAGCCAUGACUCCCGAGUACACCGAGCGGGCGAUCAUCGAAAGCGUCGUCGACGAACUGAUUCGUAUGCCGGACAUGACUCGCAAAGACGCGCUUCUAUCCCUCACGCCGGUUAUGCGCCCAAACGUGCGCCACCAAUUCGACAGAGCCAUGACAAUGAACACGACUCAUCCGACCUUCAAAAAGAUGAUCAUUAAUCUCUGCGAUGGUUCGGAGGACUGGCGCACCGAAAAAGACUCUAAACCAGGCCGUGGGCGCCGAGGAGGACACUCGAAUGGCGGCCAAAGCAAGAAGCAGAAAACGGACCAUCAAGGGGAAAAUGCGAGCCCCAAAUUCAACGCCGAAGGAAGCGGACAUUCGGGAGGCCGAGGACGAGGCCCUCUAAAACUCGAGCCCAAAAAGACUCAAUUCAGAUUCAUGACUUGGCUCGACUACAAGAAUCUUCUAGAACACUGGGAAGUGGCGGAGGCAAUGGCUACCUUCAGCUAUGACGAAGCCGAGACCGACGACGUGAUUCAGCACUUUCUCGACAGGCUCCUCAUCAGACCAAGACUCAAGGCCUACGCUUACGAAAAAGGAAUCACAACGAUCCAAGACGUAAUCGCGUCUCAAACGAAGAAAACUCUCAGGGCCAAACAGAAAAGGAAGAUCAAGACCUGGUGCGAGCACAGAGCUCGGGAAUCCGCAGCCGAGACGCUCCAAUACCCCAAGCAAGCGGAAGUCGUCGACGAGCCCGAAGCGAUUCAGUUGUGGGAAGAGCUUAUGAAAACAAACAAGCCAAAGCCAAGAGAAGCAGUUAUCGCCUUCUUCAUUUGCUUCACCACGGGUUCCAGAAUGAAGGAGGCCCUCAACCUCAGAAUCGAAGAUCGCGAAAGCGUCAAGGAGGACGGAAAAGAGUUCUGGCGAUUCCACAUCCGAACCAGCAAAACGGACCCAUUCUGCAAACGCAUGGAGACUCUCACCAUUCCAAUGGAAAUGAAGCGCGGCGUCCCGCUAGUUCUCGAGCUCCGAGCACAAGUGAGAGACCGAGAAUCAGGACUCGUCCUCAAGACUCUCGAAGGUCACACCAGAAUCGCCUCGGACUACCUAGCCCGCUACGGAGCCAAAGCAGGACUCUCUAAGAAGGUUUCCGCACACACAGGCAGAGUCAGUUUCUACAUCGAAGGACGACGCUCUGGCCUCUCGCAACAAACACUCGCGCACACGCUCCGCUGGGCGCCAGGAAGCUCGAUGCCGGACUACUACGAAAGAUGCUGGCUCGAGUGUAGCAACUUGGGAGCGCCCGUCAGCGUCGCAAAAUCAAGAGCCAGAAAGCGAAACGGAAGCGACAACGAAGACAACUCUCUUCAGAUACCCCAAGAACCACAAGAAGCCAAUCAAAAGCAAAAGAAACAGAAAACAACUGAAGCUUAG